CACGAGACCACGAUCCAGUGACGAGAGGGACGAUUAAGCCUCUUAUUGAUUGUUUGACAACAAUCGUACCUGUGUGAUCGCACGUGUGAUCGCAACCUGCCGGCGCGAAGCGAGUGUCGCGACGUGGAGAACGGACCGCGGGCGGAAAAGGAGAACAGGCGUAACGAUGAUCGGCGGGAAUUCGAUCGCGAGGGUCGCUACCUGCAUUCUGCUUGGAUGCUGCGUGACGAUGCGAGUCACCGGCUCGGCGAUACCGAUGUGGGAAUUUCUCUCGAGAGACGAGAAAAUGAGUCACCUGUACGGGCUAUUCAGCAAACAAGUGGCACGGUUUUGCGACGAUUCCUCGAGGCCGGACUGCAACAAGAACCUGCUCAUAACCGGCAUACGCAGCCUCGCCAGCAUGGACGACAACGUCCUCGACAGGCUGGAUCCCUAUCAGCGCGGCGCGAAGGAAAUGAUUUGGCGCGCCAUGGUCGGAAGCAACAGAUUCGCGUCGAGGAUCAGCCACGAAAACGACGACUCUUACUUCACGACCGGUGCCGACUUGCUAGCGAGCAGCGGUAGCGAGACGAACGGCCUCGGCGAGGAGACCGCGGCGAGCGGAGAUUACAUCUCGCCGUCGGAGCCGAGCGGGCCUUAUCUGGCGGGACCGAUGGUGAUACGGGUCUAUCCGGACGGCCGACCGGUUCCGGAGGACCAGAAGCGCCCGUUGCCGAAGGACGAGGACGCGGAAGAGCUGAAAUAUUCCCGUUUGCCGUCCAUCGAGGAGAUCGAGGCUAAAAGCGGCAGCACGUUCUACGGGAAAGGCGUCAACGAGCCGUCGCCGUUCACCAAGAGGAGGAUGUCCUUCGCGCUCGACGACAAGAGCUACCGGCGGCCGGAAACGAUGCGCCUUCGCGGCCAUCCGCUGCCCUACAAAAGGGCGGUGCUUCGAGGCGCCUUGAACGAGCGCAGAAUACGUUACUACUGAGGAGAGCCCUCGUUUUUCUUCUACCUGAUACGAGAUAUCUUCCCUCGUGGUGGCUCGCCCGGCUACAUUGCCUCGCGACAAUGAGAUUUUUCGAAAAGUUAAUCGCCAAGAUCCUACGGAGAGAUACAGACGACCGCGGUCGUGUCUGACCGCUGUCUCAGACGUGGAAAACACGCGGGAAAAGUUGGAAGAUACGAGCGGUACCAGUUGCGGUCGCGUCGUGGACGACGAUGUAACAAUAACCAGCCGUAAUUACUAAUUCAUCGCGCAUUCUAACUUAUCUGAUAUCGUCGCUGCGGUAAGUGCGAGAGGGGGGAGUCGUGCGGUAUUUUUCGGAAUCUCCGCGCUGUCGAGUGUCGGAGCGAAAGACGGGGAGGAACUUUGUCUCGAGGCGAGAGUUCGCGAUUUGCGUAAACGCGCGUCGUUCGGGAGAAUUCGCGGGCUGCGAAUUCUCGGGAGCUUGAAAAUUGCAAACUUGACGAUUGGUCGGUAAUUUGGUAGAGUCCUGGGACGCGAGCGCCGAGAAUGCAUUGUACAUACGCUGUUUCAGUAACACGCACAAUCCGACCAUGAGAGUAUCAUUUGAGUUCCAUUUAUUUAAUUUCAUUCAUUUACUAUAGUAUUUAUUUAAUACUCAGUGUGAUUGUCGUGACUCGUGACACAAAAAGAAAAACCUGGGCAGAAAACAUCGGUGAAAUUACGUUGAUUAUCCUGGAAUACGAGCAACUAAAGUCUUGGAAACUGUUGACGCGAAAGAUUACAAGCGUAUUGUUUAAAUCUAUCUUGCUACUCUUUAACAAAGCAGCGAUUUACUGCACAGUUCGCCUAUGUGUAUUUCGUUUCCAUUAAUAAAUUUAACGCGCAUCACUUUCCUCUGAUUCGUAUGCGUCGGCACGUCGCAUAAAGGAACCAGUGUACCUCGCUGAAAAGUACCAUGUUUCGCACGUGAAAUAUGCUGUCGAAUAAUUAUUGAACGUUACGUAAAUUAUUCGCGAUCGUUUUAACGCGUAUAUAACAAGCAGUUUGCAAAAAGUUGUCGCUUUCAAACAUUUCUACAGCUAAGCGUACAAAUAGUUUGUAUAUUGCGGUAAUUAUAAUAUUUAACAAAUCCUGCUGAAUAUUCACGCAAAUCGUUGCUCGCAUAAACGAGUAACAGCGUGCGCAAAAGAAUUUGCAUUACGCAUUUACGUGACUAUUACGAUUGAUUAUUAUAUGCUAUACGUACUGAUUUUCGUUUUGUAUAUACUUGAAAUAUUUGCCACUAUUAACUUUAAGUACAUGUCGAUAAGGUAGAAUCUAAAAGUGUGAUAAAAGAUGAAACGCAUAAUAUAUAUUCGAAAGGAGGAAUUAACGAGAGAUUAAGACAAUGUGAUAAAAUUAACACACACACACACACACACACACGCACACGCACACGCACACGCGCACGCGC
This is a messenger RNA of Vollenhovia emeryi, 2402 nucleotides long. It is a transcript of the gene Reg-5, whose product is annotated as rhythmically expressed gene 5 protein. The coding region runs from base 167 to 970 and encodes 267 amino acids. The transcript is spliced from 4 exons. The record is from RefSeq and is a predicted model, not a curated record. NCBI's taxonomy places the organism in Eukaryota, Metazoa, Arthropoda, Insecta, Hymenoptera, Formicidae.